Molecule: messenger RNA, 2120 nt
Organism: Herpailurus yagouaroundi (jaguarundi)
Lineage: Eukaryota; Metazoa; Chordata; Mammalia; Carnivora; Felidae
Gene: GMNC
Product: geminin coiled-coil domain containing
Exons: 5
Coding region: 1-1011 (336 amino acids)
Biological process (GO): negative regulation of DNA replication; negative regulation of cell cycle
Cellular component (GO): nucleus
Source: RefSeq, a predicted model, not a curated record
AUGGAGCAGAACACUGUUCUGCCUUGCCAAGACCAGUACUUUGUAGGAGGCCAGAGCUAUAAUUGCCCGUAUUCCACUACAACGUCAGAAUCUAGUGUUGACGUUUCCACGGAGACUUGGGUCUCUUUCUGGGCUGCUGGUCUCCUGGACAACAGAGAGCCCCAACAAGCACCACAGGCGCAGGAAUCAUCCAGUGACUCCAAUUUCCCUGUUCCUAACUCAUGUUCGUGGGAAGAGGCUCAGCUUUCCUCUCAGCUCUACAGAAACAAGCAGCUCCAAGAUACUCUGGUGCAGAAGGAAGAAGAACUUGCUAGGUUACACGAAGAGAAUAAUCACCUUAGACAAUACCUGAAUUCUGCUUUGGUUAAAUGUCUUGAGGAAAAGGCCAAGAAAUUACUGUCAUCAGAUGAGUUUUCCAAAGCAUGUGGAAAAUUCAGAAAGGGAAAGAGGAAACCCAAAGAGCAAAGAUAUUUUCCUCCUGAGAUCCCCCAUCACAAAAAUGCCAAGAGAAACCUCUCCGGUGAAUUUGCUAACUGUGAAGAACAACCUGGGCCCCCUGUGGAUCCCUGGGUUCUUCAAACACUUGGAUUAAAAGACCUCAAUACCAUUGAUGACACUUUAUCAGCUAACUACAGUGCCCUCUCCUCUCAUCCCAGAAGAAUUGCCAGCACAUAUCCCCAGUUUCCGGAUGAUGCAGUCAAUUAUGAAAAUAUCCCCAGGGAGGAUCUGCCAAUUGACUAUGGAGGUGACCAAACAACCCCCUCACAUAGCACUGCCAGGCACGGGGAAGAUUUUCACUUACUUUCUCAACUUUCAAAUGUGCCAGGAGGGCUGCAAACUCCUCCUUACUAUACUUCUGAUGUGUCUCCCAAUAAGACAGAGAUGGCCUUUUCCACAUCCCUGAGCCCUCACUGUAAUGUGAAAACUCAUUCCUUCCACCAGGGACAAGCCUUUGUUUGUCGAGAUGAGGAGGGAGGCUGGAAGUUCACUUGGGUCCCUAAGCAGUCUUAGUGACCCCUGCUCUAACACAAAAGACUGCCAUCAACUCUGUUUACGAAGACCUCUCUUGCACUUGAACCUGACUAUUUGGAAUACGGAAGCUAUUGCCCAGACUGUCUCCUGCCACUUUAAAUGUCAAUCUCAAUUAUCCACUUAAAUCUGCAAAGAACAGCUUCCAAGAAUCCAUGAUGAAACAUGCCUACUCUUUUUUCACCUAAAUUUGACUUGUUUACAUAGCAACACCUGCUGUUGACUUCCUCCCUUUGCCCUGUACUUGAAAAGGUAUUUUCCAAUUGCCUGAAUACUUCUUUGAGGCCUGCAUAUGUUCUUUCAAUUAUAACAAGUCUAACAGCUUUUCUCCCUUCAUCAAGCAGUUUAAAUGUUCAUAGCCUCCACCCUCUCACUUUCGUCCCUCUCCUGCUCCUCCUUAUUUCUGAAAACUGCCUCUAGAGUGAAUGCUAUCAUUGCUCCAAGUGCCUGUUACUGAGUGUUCAGUUAGCUGGGGUAGGGUAGAAAGAAGUGUCUUCGCCCAUCAUCAUUCCCGAAGACAUAAUGUAGAUGUGAGCAGUGUUAUAUGUAGUACAGUUCAGUAAGUUGAGUGUCCUGUGCUAGAGUUGAUAAAGAGGCUCUUCAAAGAGCUAUAACUCUAGUGAAUAGGAAAUACCACUGAUAAAUUAAAAGAUUUAAGAGAAUUAAAAUUACUUCAAAAUGUGCCACGGUACAUCAGCUUCUAGAGGCACCUGGCAUUGCCUCUUUAACCAACCAUCCUAAUUGCCUAGAUGCUGUCAAACUUCUAUUCCUGGAAGUAUUUUCAUUCAUCAUUUUUUCACUCAUUGGUCCAUUCAAAAUGAUUGUAGGAUACCUACCAUGUACCAGGCACUGUGCUAUGCGUGGUGAUAGAAUGUGAGCAAGUUAGACCUUGUGGCCACCCUCAUGAGACUUACAGCCACUUUUCUGCUGUGACCUUGAGAAACUUACUUCCCAAGUGUGAUGAUUCAGUUUUCCUGGCUGCAUAAUACAGAAGCUGGAUGAGAUAAUCACUAACAUUCUCUAAAUCGAGGCUGGGUCCAUCAGUUUUACACCAACAUGGCCAUCCUAACUCACUAUUCUGUUCAAUUUUG